AGCCGGGGGCGGCGCCUCGGAACUACGCUUCCCGGCCUCCCCGGGCGUAGCGCGGCGCAGGUGAGGCUCGGGAUGUUGCAGGUGGCGCUGCCGCUGGAUCGCGAGCGGGACGGGGCGCUGCUGCGGGUGCGCUUCACCACGCUGGCGGUGGGGACGGUCUGCUGUCCGCUGGGCGGCUUCCUCUUCUGCCUGGCCUGGGCGCUGCUCUUCCACUUCCCGGAGGCCACGUACACCCACUGCGGCGUGCCCAACUACCUGCCGUCGCUGAGCGCCGCCAUCGGGGCCUCCACGCCCGAGCGCUACGUCUGGCGCCUCUGCAUCGCCCUCCACUCGGCGCCGCGGCUGCUGGUGGCCUCGGCCUACUGGCGCCACUACCGGGGCUGCCCCUACCCGCAGCCGCGCCACUCCCGCCUCUGCCACGCCGUCCUGGCCCUGAGCCUGAGCGAGAACCUGGGGCUGCUCCUGCUCACCUACGUCUCCUCCGCCGAGAACCACGCCUUCCACCAAUUUGCCUUCGGCCUCUUCAUCGUCUCGGCCAUCGGACACAUGUUCCUGACCUGCCUGCUCUGGCGGCUAACCAAGAAGCACGCCAUCAGCCCCGAGGAGCGCAAGUCCUACAAGUGGAAAUGGUGGCUCUUCCUCUUCAACCUGGUCACCUUCCUGGUGGCCGUCUGCUUCUACUUCCGUCAUAACCGGUAUUGUGAGGCUGGAGUGUACACGGUUUUCGCCUUCCUGGAGUACCUGGUGGUCCUGUCCAACAUGGCCUUCCACAUGACCGCCUGGUGGGACUUUGGCAACAAGGAGCUGGUGGUCAGUUCCCAGCCGGAGGACAAGCGCUUCUAGCCGGGAACCGGCCGGCCAGCUGGUGGAGGAGCCUCUUUAUAGGGGGCGGGUGGGGGGCGGCAACGCUGCUGCUUUGGAAAGGGGGGGGACUUUGGGGUGGCUGUGCCGUCCUUGAGCGCUGAAGGAGACAAGGAGCCCCCCAGGAAAGGACUCUUCCACCCCCAGCCCCACCGCUCCCACUGCUCGGUGGGAAGUACUGCAGCCCCCCCGGCUUCCGCUCUCCAAAGGACGUUGGAGGCCACCACUGGUGCUGCUGCCUACUAGGGAGGGGGGACAUUUAAUCUCCAGGGUGGUGGGGGCGGGGGCUCCCUGCUGGGGGAGUGGUGGCUGGCUCCCUUCAGCCACGGGUUCCCCCGCUGCAAUCAUGGAGGUGAAACAAAUGGGCAGGAGGGGCUGAGGUUCUUGAGACCCCCCUCUCCCCUCCCCUCGUUUUUUAGCUUUUGUACUGAUAUCCCCAUCCCCCCUCUCCCCCCAGGCCGGGGGAAGGGAGGGCUGCUGUGCUUCGACCGUGUUGACCUCCCUGCUCUUUCGCCCUCCUGAGACGUGGAAGUCUGGGGAGAGGCUCAAAGUGUGCAUUGCGUGGGUCCCCCGCACCCCCCCCAAAGAUACAGAUCUGGAGAAUCGGGGAGGGAGGGUGCGUGGGCUGCUGUGCGGUGGCUGCUUGACCAAAACUGACUUGAACAAUGACUGAAGGAGAGGCUCUGCGGAACCAUUUGGGCCGAAGGGAGGCUGGGCAAGGUCCAGUUCUUUCUGUGGACGGGAUGUGGAGGAUUCGCUCGGGGGCCGUGCCUUUCUUGGCUCCAAGUCCCCCCUGCCCCCACACUCCAGUUCCUGCUUGGGGCAGACAGGAGAAGCGAGGCUGAGCCCAGCGGCUGCCCCACAGAGGAGGCAGGGAGGCUCCUCCAUGGUCAUCGGUUCCCCCCCCCCAGUGGCAGAGUUGGUAGCCCUGAGCCCAAAUGCGCCAUCUGAAGGUCGGGGCCUUCGGACACUCGGACCCCGGGGUCACCCUGGAGCGGUUCUUGUUCCUCUUCCUCCCGUCUCUGUGUGGAAAAAUUUGCAUUGCCAGAUAAUGUAUUUUCAUCUACUUUUUACUUUCCCCACAAAAUAAAGCACUGAGUAUUUUUUUAAAA
Pantherophis guttatus is the source of this 1973-nucleotide messenger RNA. RefSeq names its product post-GPI attachment to proteins 2 (gene PGAP2). Gene Ontology annotation, biological process: GPI anchor biosynthetic process. Lineage: Eukaryota; Metazoa; Chordata; Lepidosauria; Squamata; Colubridae. Gene Ontology annotation, cellular component: Golgi membrane; endoplasmic reticulum membrane. The record is from RefSeq and is a predicted model, not a curated record.